Messenger RNA from Emericellopsis atlantica, 1268 nucleotides. Its product is annotated as eukaryotic mitochondrial regulator protein-domain-containing protein. Gene Ontology annotation, biological process: mitochondrial translation. The record is from RefSeq and is a predicted model, not a curated record. Gene Ontology annotation, molecular function: structural constituent of ribosome. The coding region runs from base 177 to 1151 and encodes 324 amino acids. The transcript has 2 exons. Gene Ontology annotation, cellular component: mitochondrial small ribosomal subunit. Lineage: Eukaryota; Fungi; Ascomycota; Sordariomycetes; Hypocreales; Bionectriaceae.
CUGUGAGCGCUCGCGGCUGGAACAACUCUCUUCCGAACACCCGAAAAAAACCUGGGAGCUCCAGCCCUCGCGUUGCCAGCCAGCACCAACACCACGUCGCCCGGCCCUGCAACAACCCAUCCAACUUCAUCGCAGCGGGCACGAGUUCUUGGACCGCCGCAUGCAACAAUUGAGCGAUGCCGCCUAGGGUACCCGGUGCGAGCGGCUCGCUCGCGUCUCUCGACACGGCCCUCCUCGCGUCCUCGUCGUCUACCUCGCAAUGUGCGCGACGCACCUUUUCGACAACGCCGGCGACAUGCAUGUCGCGUCGUCGCUAUGAGAUGCACAAGUGGCUGAACGAGAACGCAGCCCGGCUCUAUGACCAGAGCUCGCCUGGGCCGCGGUACCUCGGUGCCUACAGCGAUCAGCCCUUCCCCAACAACUCGCUCUUUCGGAGUCAACCUGUCCUGUCGGACAUGCUCAAGGAGGAGAUCUACAACAGGAUUGUGGUCAAGGGCGACGCCAUCAAGAGUGUCAGUCGCGAAUUUGGCGUCGACGUGAGGAGAGUGGGCGCCGUUGUCCGGCUGAAGGAGGUGGAGAAGCGCAUGAUUGCAGAGGGCAAACCGCUGGCUACCCCCUAUGCGCGUGCAAUUAACUCCAUGCUCCCCCAGACGCGGUUGCCUACACCUGGCUCUGACGAGAAGCCGAUUCCCCACGAGUCCAUCAACGAGAUUCCUGUGCAUCGACACACCCGACGCCAGCUCUUUGUCCCCGUGUCUGAGUCACGGCACUUUACCCGUGCCGACGCCGCGCACGCGUUUGACGAGAACCUCCUACCUGUCGACGAGAGAUCGUUCCACCAGGAACUCAUCACGGCAGAGCGCAAGAUUGUCACAGGCGAGCAGGAUCGCGGCGAGGCGAUGAAGGCGUGGGAGCUGGACGUGCAGGCCACGGAGGAAGCACACGCGGCCAAGGUGGGCGAGCAGCUCGAGAAGGAGAGGAGCCGCGUCAAGAGCUACGAGACGGGGCGGGCGGCGUACCGAAUCAAGGAUGUCAGCGUGGACGACGCGGGUCGUGACGGCAAGGGCCCCAGGGCGAGUGGCUGGCGGUACGGCGCGCCGCACAUGGACCGCAAACGGGGUGCGGUCAAGAUUCCGACGUCUGUCCCCUGAUUGUCCUGUGCGUACUGCUGAGCGUGUUGUAUUAUGAGUGUAUCACUAUACUGUAGGGCGCUGUCAUGUCUGAUGGUGGCCCUGAAUCACUUAUGGCCUGGCGUGGCCUGUACAAAG